Xylona heveae TC161 is the source of this 1758-nucleotide messenger RNA. Its product is annotated as carbohydrate-binding module family 24 protein. Gene Ontology annotation, molecular function: glucan endo-1,3-alpha-glucosidase activity. Lineage: Eukaryota; Fungi; Ascomycota; Xylonomycetes; Xylonales; Xylonaceae. The transcript is spliced from 3 exons. Gene Ontology annotation, biological process: mating projection tip cell wall disassembly. The coding region runs from base 1 to 1758 and encodes 585 amino acids. The record is from RefSeq and is a predicted model, not a curated record.
AUGGCUCGUUCAGGCUUCGUCUAUUCUCCGGUGCAAGCCAAGGCAGUAUUUGCACAUUUUAUGGUGGGAAAUGCAGCAAAUUUCUCCUUGUCUGACUGGGAAACCGAUAUACGGCUCGCUCGAGAUGCUCACAUUGAUGCGUUUGCUCUCAACAUCGGCAAUGGCACUUUUGCCAACACUACCUCCCUGUCUCACGCUUUUAGCGCAGCUAAUAAUCUCGGCGCCGCAUUCAAAUUAUUCUUCUCAUUCGACUACGCGGGCAAUGGCGACUGGGACAAGGAAGAUGUCAUUGAUCUCCUAAAUGAAUACGGGACGGACGCGGCAUACUACAAAGUCGGUUCGCAGCCUUUUGUGUCGACAUUUGAAGGCCCUCACUGCGCUGAGGAUUGGAUCGAGAUCAAGAAGGAAACUAAUUGCUACUUUGUCCCAUCGUGGUCAUCUCUCGGUGCCAAGGCUGCCGUGGAAGCCGGCCCAGUUGAUGGCCUUUUCAGCUGGGGUGCCUGGCCAGAGGGUCCAAACAAUAUGAAUACGCAGGUGGAUGCGUCAUACCUCUAUUUUCUCGAGAAGAAAGCAUACAUGAUGCCAGUCUCGCCCUGGUUCUUUACAAACAUGCCAAGCUACCACAAGAACUGGCUCUGGCGUGGCGACGAUUUGUGGCAUGAUCGGUGGCAACAAGUGCAGUUCUUCCAACCAGACUUUGUGGAAAUCAUCUCCUGGAAUGACUUUGGAGAAUCACACUACAUCGGGCCGACCCAUUCAUCCGAGUACACGACUUUUGCCCUGGGCAAAUCGCCCUACAACUAUGCCGACAGUAUGCCUCACGAUGGCUGGCGGCUCUUCCUCCCUUAUCUCAUCGACACCUAUAAGAACGGCAUCGCCUCCAUAACAGAAGAAGGGCUAGUCACCUGGCAUCGCCUGCAGCCCGCUUCUUCAUGCACCACGGGCAACACUACCGGAAAUGCGGCAAGCGAGCUACAGAGCAAGUAUGCGCCCUCGGAGAUUGUCCAGGACCGAAUCUUUUACUCUGCGCUUCUCGCGUCAGACGCGACCGUGACGGUCACCAUUGGAGGCGUAGUCCAGAGUGGCAGCUGGGAACACGUGCCCGCCGACGGAGUCGGGAUAUAUCACGGCAGCGUCCCAUUCAAUGACAACCUCGGAGACGUCGUGGUGAGGGUCUGGAGAAACAGUGAAAUAGUGGUUGAAGUCCGCGGUGCCACUCUCAACACCGCCUGCACCGACGACAUUGAGAAUUGGAAUGCGUUUGUCAGCGCUGAUAGUUCAGGCAAGACUAUGGAUGAUCCAGUCCAGCCUUCCCUGCCAAUAUCGCAGCAGGUCUGCGUCGAUGGGUUCGGGCUCGACGACGAUGCGGGCCUCUGUAGCUUCGCCUGUAGCUUUGGAUGCUGUCCCGUUGGCACAUGCACCUGCACUGCCUUGGGUCCUCAGCCUGCGUACCCUCAAGAACCUCCUCAACACCACGUGUGUCCUGGCAGCAGCACCGGCAAUAAUUUUGGUGGCACCCUUCUCGAUCUCUGCGACUUUACUUGCAAUCUGGGCCAUUGUCCCGACGCAUGUCCCAACAGCACUACUACAUCGUCUUCUGGUGCCCCGGCACAGGGUAUCCCUACUCAAAUUAAUUCUUCUCCGGCAGAGACAGGGACCAGUAACGACCGACAGAAGAAUCUUGCGACUCGCUGCACCUACACGUCCAUGCUGUGGAUACUUCCUCUCGUCACAUAUCUGUACUCAUAUUGGCUCUAG